Messenger RNA from Cladophialophora yegresii CBS 114405, 1134 nucleotides. RefSeq lists its product as uncharacterized. The transcript is spliced from 3 exons. Gene Ontology annotation, molecular function: dioxygenase activity. Lineage: Eukaryota; Fungi; Ascomycota; Eurotiomycetes; Chaetothyriales; Herpotrichiellaceae. Bases 1 to 1134 code for a protein of 377 amino acids. The record is from RefSeq and is a predicted model, not a curated record.
AUGGCUCCAUCUGCUAUCGACGUCGAGCCACCGUCUCAUGCGGCUCAGCAUGUCCUGGUCAAGCCAUGGACUCGCCCACAAUACACAACCGAGGAUCUGGAAUGGGCACCGCUCACCACAAUCGAUCUUUCUCGCUUCGACGAGCCCGGAGGCAAGGAAGAGCUUGCCGAGCAGCUUUAUGAUGCUGCCACUAGGGUUGGCUUCUGGACUGUGGUCAACAGCGGCAUCGAUGAUAAUAAGGUUCUACGACAAUUCAGUAUCGGCAACACGUUCUUUAAGCAAUCACUUGAAGAAAAGCGGUUCUUCCCUUGCAACUUUGCUGAAGGGGAGUAUUUCGGGUAUAGGGAGAACUCUCGUUGGAUCGGUGAUACCGGCGUCAAGGACAACGUUGAAAUGCUCAAUAUCCAAAAGCCGAUAGAGGCCUUGAAGGACGUUCCUAAGCACCAGAUUGUUCGCGAGAACUGGGAGGAAAUCUCUGUUUUCCAUCGAGAACUGUGGGACAAAGUCCUCCGGAAGCUAUUUGUCCUGAUUGCCAUUAUCCUUGAAUUGCCAGAGAAUUAUUUUGUCGACGCUCAUGCUUAUGAAGAAGAAUCGGAUGAUCAUCUUCGAUACAUGAUCUACAACGUGAGGACUCAGGAAGAAUGGAACAAGGCACAGAACUACAGCAAAGGUGGCCACACCGACUUCGGCAGUCUGACUCUGCUGUUCUCUCAGCACGUCGCCGGCUUGCAAAUUCGAACCCCUGAAGGAGAUUGGAAAUGGGUCAAACCUGUCCAGGGUGGAAUUACCUGCAACGCAGCCGAUACCCUGUCUUUCCUUACCAAAGGCUUCAUCAAGUCAACUAUUCACCGAGUCGUCACCCCACCCAAGGAUCAAAUGCACAUCCCCCGUCUGGGAUUGCUCUACUUCUGUCGCCCUGGUCCGCACACACCAAUGAGGGCUGUGCCAUCUCCCCUUCUCGAUCGCCUUGGUCUUUUGACCAGCGAAGACAAGGAUCCCAACAAGAAAGUGCCCACUGGGACUGAAUACGUACGAGCUAGAGUCAAGGAUGUCCAUCACAAGACCGUUAUAACGAAGCGCGAAGGGACAUCGUUUGAUUUCCACGGGCUCAAGGUCCAGAACUACUAUGAUUAG